Pleurotus ostreatus (oyster mushroom) is the source of this 1518-nucleotide messenger RNA. RefSeq names its product Adaptor for signal transduction. The record is from RefSeq and is a predicted model, not a curated record. Gene Ontology annotation, molecular function: protein binding. The coding region runs from base 1 to 1518 and encodes 505 amino acids. The transcript has 5 exons. Lineage: Eukaryota; Fungi; Basidiomycota; Agaricomycetes; Agaricales; Pleurotaceae.
AUGUCCGAAACUCAAGGACCGCUCGGAGCGCCGGGGACCCUAAUCGAGCGCGAAGAUCCAGUCAACAACUUUAGUGAUGCUGAUGACUGGCGCAAUCUCGGCAUUUCUAUGCAAGCUCCGACUUGGGAGGUUUUGUCGAUUGCUCUGAGAAAUCAAAGCAGUCGUAAUUGGAAGGACUAUGUUGUGUUUAUACGCUAUGGUUCUGCGGAGAAUCGUAUUGAGCGUUGUCUGUCGUGGGAUGAGAGACCGCUCGCGAAAUUCAUGAAGCUGAAGGAUGCUGGAAAGGAUCCGGUUUUCGUACUCAAAGGUGCCGAAAGCCUCCCAUCACCCAUCGCCAUCGCCCGGCAGAAAAUCGCCACACGUAGCGCAGGAUCUCACGCAGACAACGAUAUCGAUCACCCUCGUAUCUCUCUUCUCAACGACACGUCUCUCGGAUCGUCAGGCGAACGCACGAUGGGUCAGGGGUCAAGCGUAAGCUCAACUACGACGGAAAAUACACUGAUCGUUGGUGCUGGGGACCAGUAUGAAUUCUGUCACAGCCAUGGGUCGGCUUUCUCCACUAGCACUGCAGUAGAGAUCCUCUCAUACGCGGUGGCUGUAUACCCCUACUCGGCAGAGCAGGGCGACGAGCUCAAUGUCGCUGUAGGAGAUACUUUCGUCGUUUCGUCUCGAGAUAGCGGCUGGCUUGUCGUCCAGCGCGAUCCCACAGGGUCUGGAACUACGGCUGACUCCGAAUUAUCUGUGAAAGGGCGCAUACCUAAGGGAUGUGUACUCGAAACAAACAUGCCGGUGGCGUCUGCAAUAGCCGAAGCAACCGCGCCAGACCCGAAUCGCCCACAGAUAUCAGCUAGCAAUGGUCCUGCUUCCCCGCGAAUUGCCGCGCCCAUUCUCUCGCGGAGCAUCCUCACGACUAGUGCUCAAGGUAUCGCAUCCAUGGACUACCAGAGGAAUGGUGACUGGGAGAUAGAUUUGUCCUCAGGCGAUGCCCUGAGAGUCUUCAAGCGCCACGCCCAUUGGUUGUAUGUAGUCAAAACGGAUGGUGGUGGCCGUGGCUGGGUGCCGGUCAAAAACCGGGUGGCCCCUUCGUCAGCCGGUGUGAAGCACCUUACCGCUCCUUUCAUCACAGCUGAUGGUGCUUCACCACGAAAAAAACCACCACAUAUUGCUCUGCUCAUGGACCUCGGCACCACUUCAGCAUUUGGCAACUCCACUAGCCCGCGCUUCAUGAUCGAUUUUAAGGCCGAACCUCCACUAGUCAAGAAGGCCGCCAUGAAGGACGCAAAUACCUCUUCAGCGGCUUCCAUCCGAGACCAUUACUUCUCUUCGUCUUAUCCUGAGCACGAUCGAUGGACAGUUCAAAUUGGAGGGCAUAGAAUGGAGGAGUACCAUAUCGUGGCUAAGUAUGCCCCGGAUUUGCUUAAACAGUACAUUUGGGAUGAAGACACGGGACUGGUCUUGCAAGAGUACGAAACAAGGCUUGUGAAGGAAACUGAUCCGUUGGGGAACAUCGAGGAUUAA